UUUUACGUUCAACUGAAACAAAGCAAAACCUGAAUGUAUACGAUAUUGACGAUUAGAUGCAAAUAAAAGCCCCAAAAGUUUAUUGAUUUAUUAAUUGGACAAUACAGUGAAACGCGCACCCUGUACGGAGGUCGAUGCAUACGAACUCCACCGUGCCCCAAAAACCCCAACCUUAGAACCUCACCCUCAUUGCCGGCGCCGGCCGUCCAGUAGCUGAAAAUAAAAUUAUACUCAGCCAAACACUCUCUCUCUCUACCAGUGAUACUUAGUAUUCUCUUAAUGAAGUGAAUUCCGCAACAUCAACAGCAACAAAGAAAAAUGUUAGGAGCAGCGAAAUGGUUUAGGUUUAGGGCUCGAGAGCUCAUUAUUCUCCGCAAUCACUCUCAGACCAAACCAAUCUCCUUAACCAGUACUUAUAAUCUCAAUCCGAAUCUUCAUAGUAGCAGUUGCAGUUAUAAAUCAUACUCCACCAGUUUUCCAUGGAAAAAGAAUCUCAAUAUCAAUGCUUUGCUCUCCAAUUCAAGGCCACCGAGUGCAAUGCUAAACGGCCGGGUUUUGUUCUCAAGCUCUAGUUCUAGUAAUAGUGACCUCAAAAAUGCUAAACCAUUAGUUGGCACUGCUAAAUUAUCUGAGGAUAAGCAAGUUGCUGAUAUGAAGAUUCUUCGAACUCUUGCGAGCUAUUUAUGGAUGAAAGAUAAUUUGGAGUUUCGGUUAAGGGUUAUUACUGCUCUUGCUUUUCUUGUUGGUGCUAAAGUGUUGAAUGUUCAAGUCCCUUUCCUUUUUAAGCUUGCUGUUGACUGGUUGACUACAGCUAGUGGCAAUGCUACUGCCCUUGCCUCUUUUACUUCUGCCAAUUCUACUCUCCUUGCUCUUUUUGCAACCCCUGCUUCUGUUCUUAUCGGAUAUGGCAUUGCCCGCACCGGGGCUUCUGCUUUCAAUGAAUUGAGGACUGCUGUUUUCUCUAAUGUAGCUCUAAGAACAAUCCGCCAAGUAUCUAGGAAGGUUUUUUCACAUUUGCAUGACUUGGACCUACGUUAUCAUCUUAGUCGAGAAACUGGUGCAUUAAAUAGAAUAAUUGAUCGUGGUAGCCGCGCCAUUAAUUUUAUUCUAUCUUCAAUGGUGUUCAAUGUCGUACCAACUAUUUUAGAGAUAUCUAUGGUAUCGGGUAUUUUGGCAUACAAAUUUGGAGCCCCUUUUGCUUGGAUCACUUCGAUUUCCGUUGCUGCAUAUGUUGCUUUCACAUUGUCUGUAACACAGUGGCGGACGAAAUUUAGGAAGGCCAUGAAUAAAGCUGAUAAUGACGCCAGCACUAGGGCAAUCGAUUCUCUAAUAAAUUAUGAGACUGUCAAAUAUUUCAACAACGAAGCUUUUGAGGCUGACAAAUACGACGAGUUUUUGAAGAGGUAUGAACAUGCGGCCUUAAAAACACAACGCAGUCUUGCUUUUCUGAACUUUGGCCAAAAUGUGAUAUUUAGCACAGCUUUAUCAACAGCUAUGGUGUUGUGUUCCAAUGGGAUUAUGAAUGGCCAGAUGACAGUGGGUGAUUUGGUUAUGGUAAAUGGACUUCUCUUCCAGCUCUCCCUUCCACUCAAUUUUCUUGGCAGUGUUUAUCGGGAGACUAUACAGAGUCUUGUUGACAUGAAGUCUAUGUUUCAACUACUUGAGGAGAAGGCUGAGAUUAGAGAUAAAGAUGACGCAAAGCCUCUUAAGUUUAAUGGAGGCAGCAUUCAGUUUGACAAUGUGCACUUCAGCCUUGAUUCGUUUCUCUGCCUCAUGCAAGUGGCUAUGAUGUGUUAUUUAAUGAAAGUUGCAACUUGUGACAGUUACCUUUCAGAAAGAAAGAUUCUUGAUGGCAUAUCUUUUGUUGUUCCAGCUGGAAAAAGUGUCGCUAUUGUUGGAACCAGUGGCAGCGGCAAGUCAACUAUUCUCCGAUUGGUCUUCAGGUUUUUUGAUACACAUUCUGGAAAUAUACGGAUUGAUGGUCAAGAUAUACGGGAUAUAACAUUGAAUAGUUUGCGAAGGUCUAUUGGUGUUGUCCCACAAGAUACGGUGCUUUUCAAUGACACAAUAUUUCACAACAUUCAUUAUGGCCGCCUUUCUGCAACAGAAGAGGAAGUCUAUGAUGCUGCUCGACAUGCAGCAAUUCAUGAUACCAUCAUGAACUUCCCUGAGAAAUAUUCUACUGUUGUUGGGGAAAGAGGGCUCAAGUUGAGUGGCGGUGAGAAGCAGCGUGUGGCGUUGGCACGUGCAUUUCUGAAAGCACCUCCUAUUCUGCUGUGUGAUGAAGCCACAAGUGCACUGGACAGUACAACAGAAGCAGAGAUAUUAAGUGCCUUGAAGUCAUUAGCCAAUGAUCGAACUUCGGUUUUUGUUGCUCAUAGGCUUACAACUGCAAUGCAGUGUGAUGAGAUAAUAGUUCUGGAGAAUGGGAAGGUGGUUGAACAGGGGCCCCAUGAAGUUCUCUUGACUAAGGCAGGAAGAUAUGCACAGUUAUGGGCACAGCAAAACAGUACUGUGGAUGUCAUUGAUGCAGCUAUUAAACUAGAGGGGUAACUGUUGAUAAAUUCCUCUAACAGUCCUUCCACCUUCUUCCUGGUACCAUAUGAAGAGAAUUGUUGGCUCAGCUUUCUAUUUUGUUGAGCAAGCCCAUGAAAUGCAAUUUCUUUUUUAGGACCCGUGCAUCAUAGGCAGGUUGCAUCCUCUGAAUGAGUAUGCAAAGUUCAUCAUAUCUUAAAAGAAAAGAAGCAAUGGCACCCUCCAUACGAAGACAUUGAAAUAAUGAUGGGAUGCCAUAAGCCUCCACAACUUGGUCAAUCGCAUACAUCAAAAGCCUUGGAAAAAACUGUAAAACUGAUUUUCUUCCAUGCCUUUUUUGAGAUCUUAGAUUCGAUGAGUUUGAAUAUAGUGAGAUGAACUGUUCUCAUCAUUGUUGUAUAGUAACUAUAUACCAAAUAAUAUACAAUUUCAUAUCAUCACAUGAUAUUUAGGCCGGCGUUAUGAAGUUUGUGUAAUUCAUGAAACGGUGCCGUUUUUGUGUGAUUCUAUUUAUUGACAGUUAGUAAGAUCAAAAUGCUUUAACCUUA
Messenger RNA from Ricinus communis (castor bean), 3083 nucleotides. RefSeq names its product ABC transporter B family member 25, mitochondrial. Gene Ontology annotation, molecular function: ATP hydrolysis activity; ATP binding; ABC-type transporter activity. NCBI's taxonomy places the organism in Eukaryota, Viridiplantae, Streptophyta, Magnoliopsida, Malpighiales, Euphorbiaceae. The coding region runs from base 319 to 2553 and encodes 744 amino acids. Gene Ontology annotation, cellular component: mitochondrial inner membrane. The transcript is spliced from 20 exons. Gene Ontology annotation, biological process: transmembrane transport; intracellular iron ion homeostasis. The record is from RefSeq and is a predicted model, not a curated record.